CCUCAACGCAUCAGUGCAACAAGCGUCUUCAUGUUUAACUGGCAGUGUGCGUCAAUACUGACAAAGAUGGAGUGGAUGUGGUUUUCCAGCAGUUUCUCAGACAGCUGGCCCAGACUCGGGUGGUCCUGAAGUGCUGCCUGUGUAGAUGUUGUCUUCCAGGUGACACAGGCCGUCAUGCGGAACCACGAUUCCCGCCAGGCGGCUGUCCAGGGCCAGGUGGGACGGCUGGUCGGUCAUCAGGAGCAACAGACGUUUGGCCUCCGGACGCCAACCCACGGCUCUCUGAGGGGUUGUUGAUCUUGGUGGGAUGCACGUUGAUGUAAGGUGACACCGGCUUGUCCACGAAGGAACCGAACCCGAGCCAAAGGUCUGAGGAGUGCUCCGUCAUACGCAGAGACAGAGCCACGCCCACCGUCUUCAGCUAAAGAAAACAGACGUGCUUGUACGUAGACGCAUUCCAUACCUCCUUGAAGCACCAGGAACACUGCGGUGCACGCCUGAGACACUGGGUGCAGGAUGUGACCACGGGGGACGAGCACACGUUGUUGCCUGGAGGGACAGAUGUCAUUGAGUUCCAGGAUGGAGAUGCUGAGUGACAACACGCUGCUCCGUGUUUCCUACAAGAUGCUUUUUGCUCUCAAUUUCUGCUGUGUGGGAUCAGUGGAGUGUUGUGUGCUCGAAAGAGGAGCGGCCUUACUAUGAUUUUAUUCUCGGCGUGUUGCAUCUGUGGCCUGAUCGCCGGCAUCCUCAACUUCCAGUUUGUGCGGGCGCUGAGUAAACGACCAGACUCCAUGGAGUCCAUUCACCUGGCGGCCAUGACUCUGGCCUGUCUGGGCAUCUCCUCGUGCACGUUGUCCACGUGGCUGACGUGUCGUCUGGCCAGCGUGGAGCAACAGAGGAUGUUCCUGGAGCGGGAACACUCCCUGCAUCAUUCCCAGGAGAUGACGGAGAAGGAUGUCCUGGACAACUCCAGCAACGGCGUCCCGCAAAUCUCCUACAACGGACACGGCAGUGCGUCGCCGUGACGACGGGACCUGCAUCUUCUCAUGGCUGGCUAAGAUAAAGCAUGGCUGCAGAAUGUACAGUAAGCUUAUGUGUGCGGCCGAUAAAGAGGGAGGUUUAAAAAGAAAAGGGGGCUUUGAACCUCCUCCCAUCAAACCAAAGAGGGUGGAAGACGACACGCUGGGAGGGAUUUUAGUGCCUUGAAGCAACAAGCACAACACUUGAUGUCCACUUCAUGGCUUUUAUGGAAUGCAAAGUAUGACAUCGCCUUCUGGGAAAUGUUUGCAUUGGUUUAGGACAAUACAUUAGGUACACCGUCCACUCUGAGAUCCAAUGCAAUGGCUGCAUUAUAAAAUGUUUAAUAAUGCUUUCAAACAGCACAUUACAAUAAGAAUAUGUUAUAGUAUAAUUGUGGGCAGCGCGGUGGCACAGGGGUUAGUGCGUGUACGUGCCUCACAAUACGAAGGUCCUGAGUUCAAUCCCGGGCUGGGGAUCUUUCUGUGUGGAGUCUGCAUGUUCUCACCGUGACUGCGGGGGUUCCCUCCGGGUACUCCGGCUUCCUCCCACCUUCAAAGACAUGCACCUGGGGAUAGGCCCCUCCCACCUCCAAAUACAUGCACCUGGGGAUAGGCUCCUCCCAUUUCCAAAUACAUGCACCUGGGGAUAGGCCCCUCCCACCUCCAAAUA
Messenger RNA from Entelurus aequoreus (snake pipefish), 1689 nucleotides. Its product is annotated as transmembrane protein 196-like. The coding region runs from base 699 to 1025 and encodes 108 amino acids. The record is from RefSeq and is a predicted model, not a curated record. The transcript has 10 exons. NCBI's taxonomy places the organism in Eukaryota, Metazoa, Chordata, Actinopteri, Syngnathiformes, Syngnathidae.